AUGCAAAAACCUUCUCACUCUAAAACCCAAAUUUAUAGUCAAGUUUAUGAUCCUAAAAAAAUACAUUUGAAUCAAACAUUAUUUCUUAAAAGAUAUAAUAAUAUUUGGGGCUAUAAUUAUGAUUUCAAUAAAGGCUUUAAAUUUAAUUUUUGUAAUAAUUGUCAUAGCUGCUAUCAGCAUUCCAAAGAUACAAACUUCUCUUCACCCAAUGCUAACUAUAUCAGUAUUGAAGAUUCUGAUUCUUCAACAAACUCUAGUUCACCAAAUAAUGAUUCUGACUACAUAUUACCAAAUAAUAAAAAUUCAGAUCUUCAUUUGAAAUUAGAAGCAAAAGUUAUUAUUAACAUUAAAAACUCUAUAUCGAUACCCACAAAAUGGUUUACAAUUGAUCCAUAUGAAUUUGAUAUAUUUUAUUGUGACCUUAUUAACCAUAUUUGUAAGCAUCUUAAUAACAACAAUAUUGAUAAAGAUAACUUUGAAAUUACUUAUAAAGUAAAUGGACAUGAGCAGGAAUUGUCUGAUGAAGAUAGCGAUUCUAAUAAAAAAAUAUUGAAGACAAAAUCAAAAAAAAAAUCAAAAUCUAAUUAUAUACCAAAAGAAUCAAACCUUAUUACUAACAAGACCAUAUUAGCUAAAAUUGCCUCGCAACUUCAAUUAAAAUAUUAA
This is a messenger RNA of Cetraspora pellucida, 666 nucleotides long. The record is from the annotation of a GenBank genome assembly. Lineage: Eukaryota; Fungi; Glomeromycota; Glomeromycetes; Diversisporales; Gigasporaceae.